This is a messenger RNA of Chelonia mydas (Green sea turtle), 10710 nucleotides long. It is a transcript of the gene PDGFRB, whose product is annotated as platelet derived growth factor receptor beta. Gene Ontology annotation, molecular function: ATP binding; platelet-derived growth factor binding; platelet-derived growth factor beta-receptor activity. The record is from RefSeq and is a predicted model, not a curated record. Gene Ontology annotation, cellular component: signaling receptor complex. Lineage: Eukaryota; Metazoa; Chordata; Testudines; Cheloniidae. The coding region runs from base 445 to 3750 and encodes 1101 amino acids. The transcript has 23 exons. Gene Ontology annotation, biological process: positive regulation of smooth muscle cell migration; multicellular organism development; cell surface receptor protein tyrosine kinase signaling pathway.
UUUGGAAAAGGCUCCAGCUGGCAGGGGGCGGGGGCAGGAAGGGAAGAAGUUUUAAAGACGGCUCCAGCCUUUUGCCUAUUGGACCAAAGCCUCUCCCCCCAAGUUCUGUGUUUUUUUCCAGUUGUAUUUUUCCCCACCGGCUGCCGGGCUGUUUCUCCGCAGCGCAGCGCAGCGCAGCGCAGCGCGGCACGGAGGGGCCCCCGGGCGCACGGCCCGCGCCGAUGCUCUAGGCUCCGCUGAGAUGCGCUAGGGGCAAAGCCAGGGCGCCUCGAGGGGAGCGGGCCCCCCCUGCGGCGCAGAGCGGCCGGGAGCUGCGAGGAACGGAGCCGCUGGGGCGGGCGGCGGGCGGGGGCCGGGACGCUGCCCAGGAGGGCGAUCGGGAGAAGAGGAGGAGGGAGAGGAAUCGCUCGCGGCUGGAGGCUGGGGAGCGAGCCCCGCGCACGGAUGCGGCCUGCAGUGCAGCUGAACCCCACCAUGCUCCUUCCAGGUCUGAAGAUGUUCCUCCUCUUCCUUGCAGGUUUGCCAGCUGCGGUGUCUGGAAGCAGCAAGCUGCACAUUUCACCCAGCGACCCCGAAGUCAUCCUCAGUCUCUUCAGCAACUUCUCACUGACAUGCUCGGGGGAGGCCGAGGUGGUCUGGGAACGGGACACGCAGCCCAUAGCCGCGUCGCCGGAGUGGAGAGACGGCACCUUUUCCAGCACGCUCACACUCUGGAACGUGACAGGCCUUGACACGGGCGAGUACGUCUGCACCUACAACCAAUCCCAGAAUCAGAAGCACGCGGAGAGACAGGCCGUCUAUGUCUUUGUGCCAGACCCCUCCUUGGUCUUCCUCCCCACAACCUCCGAGGAAUCAUUCAUCUUCAUCACCGGCAACAGCGAGGCCACCAUCCCGUGCCGCGUCACUGACCCCCAGGCCAGGGUGACUCUCUAUGAGAGGAAGGUGGAGAACCCAAUUCCCGCGGUCUAUGACAGGCAACAAGGCUUCAAGGGGUUCUUCGAAGACAAGACCUACAUCUGCCGGGCAACGCUAGAUGAGCGGGAGGCGGACUCUGAGGCGUAUUACGUCUACAGAAUCCAGGUCUCGUCCCUCAAUGUUUCCAUCAGCGCGGUGCAGACCGUGGUGAAGCAAGGCGAGAACAUCACCGUGAUGUGCACUGUAAGCGGCAACGAAGUGGUCGAUUUCAAAUGGUUUUACCCUCGCCAGGAGGCAGGUAAGGCCGUGGAGCCUGUGAUGGCCUUCUUGCCUGGAUCCAGCCAUGACAUCCGCUCCACCGUGACCAUCCAGAACGCAGAGCUGGAGGACGCCGGCACCUACAUCUGCCACGUCUCCGAGGUCUACCUCCAGAAUAUGGACAAGAAGGACAUUGAGGUCAACGUGAUCGAGCGUGGCUUUGUGAGGUUCCACACUGGUCUGAACAACAUCGAGUUGGCCGAGGUGCACAAGAGUCGCACCAUCCAGGUGCAGAUCGAGGCCUAUCCGCAGCCAACCAUCCUGUGGCUGAAGGACAAUGAGACUCUGUGGGUGGGGAACAGCAGCGAAUUCGCCAUCACCAGCAAGAACCUGUCGGAAACCAGGUACCAAACCACUCUGACCCUGGUGCGGGUGAAGCAGAAAGAAGGGGGAUUCUACACCGUCCGGGCAUCCCAUGAGGAUGACAUGCAGGAGCUGUCCUUCUACCUGCAAAUUAACGUGCCCGCCAACGUGUUGUCGCUGAAGGAGAACAGCAAUGCCAGCAGUGGGGAGCAGACCGUCACGUGCUCCACUGAAGGGAUGCCCCAGCCGGAGCUCAGGUGGUUCACCUGCAGCGACAUCAAAAGGUGCGGCACCAAGGAGCAGCCCACCAGGGUCCUGGGGAACAACUCAGAGGAGAUCAACCUGCAGACCAUCUCCACGUACCACGAGACGCUGAAGGUUUACAGAGUGAACAGCACGCUGCGGCUCCGCAGGGUGGACGAACCCCUGCUCAUCAGAUGCUCUGUGCAGAACCUCCUGGGCAGUAACUUUCAGGACAUCACCCUGGUCUCACACGCUUUGCCCUUUAAGAUGAUCAUCAUCUCAGUCAUUCUGGCCUUGGUGGUGGUGCUUGCCGUCAUCUUCCUGGUGAUCCUCAUCGUCCUGUGGCUGAAGAAGCCUCGCUAUGAAAUCCGUUGGAAGGUGAUUGAGUCGGUCAGCUCCGAUGGACAUGAGUACAUCUACGUGGAUCCGAUGCAACUCCCCUACGACUGCAGCUGGGAGCUCUCCCGGGACAAGCUAGUGCUAGGUCGCACUCUCGGAUCCGGAGCCUUUGGCCGAGUUGUGGAGGCAACGGCCCAUGGCCUGAGCCAUUCGCAGUCCACGAUGCGAGUGGCCGUGAAAAUGCUCAAAUCUACCGCCAGGACCAGCGAGAAGCAGGCCCUGAUGUCUGAGCUGAAAAUCAUGAGCCACCUGGGACCUCACCUAAACAUUGUCAACUUGCUUGGAGCCUGCACCAAAGGAGGCCCCAUCUAUAUCAUAACGGAGUGUUGCCGCUACGGAGACCUCGUGGAUUACCUGCUCCGGAACAAACACACCUUCCUCCAGUACUACACUGAGAAAGCAAGGCGAGAGAUGGAGGUGGAUGGGAAUGCCUCCGAAGAGGACAAGGUGUACAGCCUCACCUCCUUCUCUGUCGAAAGCGACGGGGGCUACAUGGAUAUGAGCAAGGAUGACUUCCUGGACUACGUUCCCAUGUCUGAUAUGAAGGGAGAGAUCAAGUAUGCUGACAUUGAGUCCUCCAACUACGGCACCCCCUACGAGCUGGACAGCUAUUCCCCCUCAGCUCCCGAAAGGACGGAUCGCGUGACCCUGAUAAAUGAGUCCCCGCUCCUCAGCUACACAGACCUGGUUGGGUUUAGUUUCCAGGUGGCCAACGGGAUGGAGUUCCUCGCGUCCAAAAACUGUGUGCACCGAGACCUGGCAGCAAGGAACGUCCUCAUCUGCGAGGGGAAGCUGGUGAAGAUCUGUGACUUUGGCCUGGCCAGAGAUAUCAUGAGAGAUUCCAACUACAUCUCCAAAGGCAGCACCUUCCUGCCUUUGAAAUGGAUGGCGCCUGAGAGCAUCUUCAACAACCUCUACACAACCCUGAGUGAUGUGUGGUCUUUUGGGAUCCUCCUCUGGGAGAUAUUCACUCUGGGUGGGACUCCAUACCCUGAACUACCCAUGAAUGAGCAGUUCUACAAUGCCAUCAAAUGUGGCUAUCGAAUGUCUAAACCCACCCAUGCUUCCAACGAGAUCUAUGACAUCAUGCAGAAAUGUUGGGAAGAGAAGUUUGAGAUAAGACCUUCCUUCUCUCAGCUGGUGGUACUUAUGGGGAACCUCCUGGCAGAUGGAUAUAAGAAGAGGUACCAACAGGUCGAGGAGGAAUUCCUGAAGAGCGACCACCCUGCUGUUCUGCGCACAAGGCCCAGAAUCCUAGGGGUCAGCAGCGCCGGGCUCACCCCCAGCUCUGGCACCGGAAGUGUCCUCUAUACAGCUGUGCAGCAGGAUGGGGGGGACAACGAUUACAUCAUCCCUCUCCCUGAUCCCAAGCCCGACGGAAUCGAUGACGCCCCUCAGGAGGCUUCUGUCAGCCGGGCCAGUUCUACUCUGAACGAAGUGAACACAGCGUCCACAAUAUCCUGCGACAGCCCCCUGGACCUACAGCAGGAAGGGGAACAGGAACCUGAACCAAAGUCGGGCUGCCAGGAGCCAAGCCCAGGGCACCACGACACGGAAGAAAGUUUUCUGUAGAAGGGGCAGAGCUGAUGCUAGCCCACACCCUACCAGUGAGACCAGCUGUGGGGCAACCAGACUUGGUGGAGAACCUUGUUGGGUGCUUAUUUAUCCCGCCCUCCGUCCCACCUCCCGGCACAACGUGGACUAUAGAGGCACCUUUCCCCUCCCCCAGCCUCACUGCCACACUCCACCCCAUUGAUCAAACUACUGAAACGAGGAGGGGUCUCCUCACAGACAAACCUCUUCUCCUCACAGUGAAGCCUGCAGUGCUCCCAGUCCAAGGGGCAGGGCACCAGCGAGUCUCCAGAGGAGAUGCUGCCGUUCACUCCACUUGUUUGAUAUCCCAGCCUCCUUCCCGUGCCCCGGUGCAGUAGGUGGCUCUGAAUUUCAGUGUCCAUCUGGGCCGAAGCUGCCUCUUUGAUGUUCUGCGUGUCCAUCACGCUGGGGUACAGCUGCCGUAGUGCUGUACAUGGCUGGGCUGGACAGAUUCCUUGCAGCUCACUGGUGGGGUGUCAGGAAGCCGACAGGCCAGGCCCCAGUCGCUAGAGAACAGGAUCAUACUGAGUGGAUUCUCUCUCGAGCACAGAAGAGCUAUUGUGGCCGCUGAGGAGAAACCAGCCGUGGGUUUCGGAGACGUUUAGUCACAUUCUUCCCCUCUUGCCCUGUCCAGCCUUUCUGAGGUGGAUGCGGCACCACACGCACUAUGGUACAGGUACCUGUGGCACUGGGCCACAAUGCUGCAUCUACCCCAAGGAGAGGUCUUAGGCUGACCCUCUUCCUGCCCACAGCAGCCUGGGUUCCGAAGGGCCUGCCAGGAACCAGGGAUGCUCCGAUUCUGACUCUGCUGUGGCAGCGUCUCACUCCAGCAUUGUCUUCCUCUAUGUGGACUCUAAGCCUAGACAGUCUCCAUAUCGCUCAUUUAAAGGGAACAAAUGAGAUCUCUUAAUUCACUAGCCGGGGCCAGUAUAGGAACAAAAAUGGCUAUUCAUUAAUCCUCUAGUGCCAGGGAACCUAUUUCACCUGCUGGGAAAGUCUCUCAACCCAGCUGGUGCCAGAAUCUUUGUUUUAUCUUUGGGAAGCAGGGGUAUGAAGUUGAUGUUACUUUGUUCAUACGAGUUCCCCUUUCCGUGCCGUCUGGGUCCCUCACGUGAAUUGCAGCCUCUUGCCCUAGGUGAGUAACGAGGCUGCAUAAACACAAGCCCAGGCGGUCCAGGGACAUAGAGAGAGAGAGAGAGAGAGAGAGAGGAUGAGAAGUCAUCUGCAGUGAUGCGAGACUCACCCCUGCGGCACCUCCUGCUGGUCAUCCAGGAAUUAGCUCGCCAGCCUCCAGAUCGCCCUCUGUCGGCCAGUGUCUCGCCUCUCGCUAGCCCCUGUGUCCCCCCUGAACUCCGGUGUCCCUUUCCCUUGGAAGCUGCCCCUGGCAGUACUCCCACAGUCUCUGGGUCUCCCCUCCCAGGGGUACCCCCAACCCCCUAUCCCCACCUCGCCUCAGUAUAUGGCUACUGCUAGUCACCACCUAGCUCCUGUUCACUGGGGCGGACUGCAGUGUACAAGCCACUCAUCACAGGCAAGGGGGGUUUAGACCUGCUGCCUCCGCCUACCUUUGGGCUGCCCUGUUGCAACCCCAGUACCCUGUCUUAGGCUGUUUGCCAGGCCUGCAGCCUGGGGCUUUUCCAGCCUGGAGCCUCCCAGCUCCUCUGGCCUUCCCCAGCCCUCCUUCACCUCAGGUACCCUGGUACGCUCCCCAGCAGCCAGGCCCAUCUCUCUCCACAGCUAGAGGAGACUCUGUCUGAGCAUCUGGCUCACAGCCCUUUUAUAAGGGCCAGCUGUGGUCUGUUUGGGACGUGGCCCCAGCUGUGCCUACUUCCCCAAUCAGCCUGGGAGCUACUUGCCCCCAGCCACAGCCUUCUCCUGGGCUGUUUUAAGCCCCUCUGGGCAGGAGUGGGUGACCACCCCGCUACAUCAUCUGAGAGCUGUAUAUGGUCUUGCCACUUACAGUCUCUUUGACUGUACAAAUACGUGGGGGAAGCCAACUUUUAAACAACAAGCAGCAUUUGUGUUUGCCAGGGGCAGCCGUUCUCAUGCUGACAGGAUCUAUGGAGCCUUUCAGGAUGGUACAUUUUGGGACCCAAGCAGAGGAGGAAGGAUCAGGUUGUCAGAUGGGAAGUGGGCCUUAGAAAGUGGAAUGCGGAAUGGAAAUGUUGGAGACCCCUCAUCUUCCUUCAAACCCCUCCUCUACCCGCAUUGGCAGGGCUGUGACCUGUAGUGCUCUGAGCUUCCACUCAUUAUUUGAAGAGUUAAACCAGGUGGAAAGCAAGGAAACCAUGAAAAUCCCCACCAGAGUGGCUGAAAAGCCAUAAAACCAGGAAGGUUAUCACAAUGCCUUCAGCUAGGAAACCAGCAUUUUCUCCCUUUUGAAUAGCAUCAAAUUUCUUAGCACCCUUUUCCUCCACAUCCACAGCUCCUUCUAGCUCAUCCACUUCCCUGUCUCUCUCUCACACACAGUGGCUGUGCACUUAUUAACAGAGAUGGUUGGAAAUGUUCAGAUUUUCAAUGAUGUUCUUUGUGGAGGUUUGUUGGCCAGUUUAUAGAGCCGUCUAAAACUGUCCACUGAAAAACACUGAAAAUUUUGGUGUCUUUUCCAAUCAGCUCUAGUUGUUAACAGUGACAUAUUUAUAAAGUUAAAUCCAGAGGAACAGGUACCUGUGUGUGUGUCGGGGGGUUAUGUUUUUAAUAAAAGGUGAAAGCUAGACAUAGCACUGUUAGUGGUAGCCAGCCAAGUGCUACUGCAAUACUGCAAGCCAUGGCCAGGGGCGUUUCUCUAUUUCCUGCAAGUAUGGUCAGAUUUUCUCAUAUCCCCUCAUCCUCAGGAAUCGUUGUGUUUUCCUACACACUUUUCCUCUUGAUCGUAGUGCAGGAUCCAGUGGACAUUACUCAAGAAAUGCCCCAAACCACAGGGAAGCAACAAAACAUGAGAUCGUCGGGGUUAGCUCACUUUUCCUCAGUUUCUUAGGUGCUCUGUAGGGCACAAGCCACUGCAACUUCAGCCAGGUGAAGGGAUGCUGCUCUUAUCAAAUAGUUUGUGUCCCGCUUUUGUCCCAGAUUUCUAACACCUCUCAAUCUGGGUGGAUUUAACAGAUCCCCUCUAUGGUCAGAGCAGAUUUCUCUUUUUAUGGUGCCCCAUGCUACUACUUGAAAUAGAAGCUGUGAUUUAAAGAACCCAUUAGCUAAUGCCCGCAUACCAGCCCUAUGCAAAAUUUAGCUGUAUAAAUCUGACCUUGUGACUCUGGGGCUAGCAGGAAGUCUGGCAAAUUUGUGCUGGUGCUGAACACUGUCUGGCUACUUCCAGCCCCAUCUGAGCUUGACGUGAAGAGUUUGAUUUGCCUUCCGCUCCGCUGGGUUGGAAAGCUUUUUGGUUUCACAUCCUGCUGCGAGCAUGCAGUGUCUCGCUGCCUUGUGUCAGAGUGAGACACCCAAUCGGAUAAGGGCAGACAGCGCUGACCAGGUGAGCCUCCCCCAAGGUAAGAGGUCCAGCUGGGCAGCCUCAGUAACACCAAGCAGGGAAAACCCUUUUCAAAGAAAGGAGUCUGCUCAUUUUAAUUCCCCACCGGCCAAUGGAUACAAUGGUGGCGAGUCCAUGGGCAAAGUACACCUACCCCUUUCAGUUGCCAGAAGAAAUUCCCUGGCCAAACCCUGCCAGGCGUUAAGGUUCACACCCUCUCUCUCUCUCUCUGCUUCUGAAAUCCCCACCCGGAUCCAUCAGACUUCUGGGGGUGACAAAUGUUUUAACCCAUCUGUUGCCAUCAAUUUUCUAGCCAUAAUUUGUCCUGAAGGGAACCGAUUCCUCUAAGGUUUUUAUUUUAUAUUGUUACUAUUUUUGUUUGUUUUUAAUGUUGGGGGAUGGGUCCAAACUGAACCCCUUUUCCAAGGACCCCAAAGGGUGGAGUCUCCAAACCCCCAAAAGGGAACCUAGUGCUGCAGUUUGGGCCCAUCGCUGGUAUAUUUUUUUAACUCCUAUUUUAAUCUGCAGUCAUUACAAAGUUAUCCGCUCCCAUAUAUGCACAUUCCUCCUGCCAGUCACGACUUCUGUGCAUCCAGGGGGUCUAUUGCUACACGACAGUGUCUCUCUCCGUAUUUAAGAUGCUUCCUCAGACUGACAUGUUUGACUUUUUAAUGUUUGUCGUUUUCAGUUGGGAUGGUUUUAUGUAAGGAGAAUCGUGUUUAGUGUUUUGUGUCACAGUGUAAAGUCUAGAGCACAGUGGACUUUACUUGGAACUAAGUUGCCUCUAUUCAACCCUCUGGGGACCAGCGGCUCCUUGGUGGACUCGGAGCAGUGAGAUGGGAGCUAGACAUGCAAUGGCAAUGAGCAGUCCGUAGAAAGCUGGCCAAAACUGGUGUUAAAGACCCACCUAACUUAGGAUCGCCAACUCUCUGGGAGGUACAGCACCAACAGGCAGGAAGUACCCAGUGCCAGAUGGAGAUCCUGGGGAACACUGUGUUAUGUCAGUACACUAUACUGAACUAAGAUGGGCAGGGAUAUCUCAUAGCUGUAUCCUUUUGGGAAAGUUUUGCCACAUCCCAAGCACCAGGGAGGGCGGGGAUCUCUUCCUUGUUCCACUGCACGGAGGUUAGAGAAAGAACUAGAGUAGCAUGUUGUUAGUCUGUCUCCUCCUCCCAAGCAAUGCAGGGUUGUUCCCCACAGGAUUUCUGCUCCAGCUGAGUUUUAACUUGACCCUCGCCAUUACCUAGGGAGGUGGUGGAAUCUCCAUCCUUAGAGGUUUUUAAGGCCUGGCUUGACAAAGCCCUGGCUGGGAUGAUUUAGUUGGUGUUGCUCCUGCUUUGAGCAGGGGGUUGGACUAGGUAACCUCCUGAGGUCUCUUCCAACCCUGAUAUUUUAUGAUUCUAUGAUUGUUGAAGGCCUCAUAGCAAGCCAGGUGGCAGUCCCAGAACAGGUGGGGAACUAAGAGUGACUGGCCACCUGACCCUGCUCUUCCCCCAUAAAGGGAGGGGGAAUUUAAAGAGACAGAGCCUUCCUUCUCACCCUCCCGUCUUCCCCCACAUCAAUUGAUGCCAAUCCCAGCGUUGCCAGUUUUUGCAAAGGGGUUAAAAUAUUGGCACAGGCUCACACAACGGCCACACACACAUGCAGGGUACCAGGGAAAUGCUCUCCUUUCCCCACUUUAGGUUUAAGACAAUGCUAAGAGAGUGGCUGGCUCCUGACCCUGCCCUAGAGCGCUGGCGACCCUAAAUACGACACAGUGGUUUAUCUGCAGUGUUUCUAUUCAGACAGCAAAAGGGCAGCUGACCUGCAGCUUUUACAUCACAUUGCUGCAGGUGGCAACUCUGCUCCAUGGCCCAUGGGACCAAGCUGCUGCAGCCUCUGGAUUUCCAGACCUGUAGGGACACUUGCUUAGGUCAAGCCUAUCAGAAACCUGAGCUGCAUCAGACAGGUCACUGACACAAGCCUCACACAGCGUGUCUCAGUGACAUGGCAGCAGCGGGGAAUGUAACACAUUGGGAAGGGGGGAGAACCAUUAAUGAAAUCCUCCCCAGUGAGAUCAAACUGCAGUGAAAUGAGCCACCCAUCCCCGUGGCAUGUCUCCUGGGCUCCUCCUCCCCUCACUUUCAAGCCUCAUUAUAGGCUCAGCAGCUUCCUUCCUAUGAGCAGUCAUUUUAGACCUGGCGCAUCUCUAGUUCCUCUAACCUUCGUUUCAACCUUCUGCGUUUCUGAAGGUAUUCAGUGGAGAGGAGCCAAAGUUUAAAGCGCCAGGUCAGAACUGGAGCGGGACAUCUGACACAGACUGUCAAGUGGCAGUGACAGAACGGAAGGGAAGACCCUGCAGGGAAGGGACUGUGGAUUAGGAAGCAGGUCAUAUUGAGCCAUGGUGGCCUGAUGCAGAGUUCAAUGAAAGAGAAUCAGAUCUUUCGCUUGGAGCCACUCAGCAAUGCCAUUUCUAAAGGCGAAGUGAUAUUGAUGCCGGUACUCUGUGCACACGCAACCUUGCAGUCGCAAUCACUUCCACACCUUAUAGACAGGGAAUGUCAGGGAGGGACCUGCCUGCCAAGCAGAUUAUCAGCCUCACCCCAUUUGUUUCUAUCUAUGGUACUUAUCUGACUCUCAUUCCUGGGGUAUCUGUGCGCCUCACAGUCUUGAGUGUAUUUGUCCUCACAGCACCCCUGUGGGCCAGUGCUUGUAUAGCCACUGUACAGAAGGGAACUGAUGCCCAGAGAGGCUAAGUGACUUGUCCAAGGUCACACGAGGAGUCUGUGAGAGAGCAGGGAAACGCGCCCAGGACUCCCAAUACAGCACCCUCUCCACUGGACCAGUUAAAUGGAAUUCCCAGUUUCCCGUGAAGGGGCAAACCAGUGAAAAUCUGGAGUGCCCGAGCGUAGCCAUGGAGUUGUUCUAGAUUUGCUCCCGGGUUACUCUGAGAAGAGCUUGGCCGGAUGUGUGAUUCGUUCCCUCUAGACUGAAGGGAUGAAUGAAAUUGAGGAGCCAAGCAGUGGGAGGGCAUAUGACACAGGGGACUGGUAUGUCUCGCCUCCCCCCUCCUCCGCCCCCCGUUUGCUGUUUCCCCCUUUAUAGACUGCACUACCAAUUCCAAAGCACUAGUGAGUUUGCCCACUGAUUUCUAUCUCUCUCAGCUCACCCCCGCACGGUACAAUAUGGAUAAUCUGUUGGGAUUGCACCUUUUUAAAGCUCGUUAUUUAGGCCUGUGUGGAAUCUCUAAACAGAAGCAGCGCCUGUAUUUGCAUUUUUCCUAUUAACCUGUCCUAAGCCAUCAUGGGGGCAAGACACGGAACAGCCUUCAAACUAAGGUACCAAAGAGUUAACGUUAUCCUAGGUUUACAAAUGUAUUUGUAGGGCUCGUAUUAAGUUACAUUUAUACCCAUGAGAUAUUUUUUAUGCUGUAAACUUUAUAUACAUGUUUUUAAGGAAAGAUUUUAAAAUUAAAGGUAUUUCUUCUUUUUCAA